Messenger RNA from Amphimedon queenslandica, 1133 nucleotides. RefSeq names its product GTP-binding protein rhb1-like. The transcript is spliced from 4 exons. The coding region runs from base 116 to 934 and encodes 272 amino acids. The record is from RefSeq and is a predicted model, not a curated record. Lineage: Eukaryota; Metazoa; Porifera; Demospongiae; Haplosclerida; Niphatidae. Gene Ontology annotation, molecular function: GTPase activity; GTP binding.
UUAAUCUUUUAGAUUCGGUCCCACGUGUUGUAUAUAAAAGGAACCGCAGACUUGAUUUGUGCUUCAGUUUUGCUUCUUGCUUUCCUUGACAAUAAAAAGGGAUAGGGUAGUCGUCAUGAAUCACAAGCACUCUCUAUCCAGUGGUAGUCGGAGCAGUAGCUCUAGUAGCAUUAACAGUGAUGACGGGGCCAGCAAAGAGGUCAGGAUUGCUGUGGUUGGGCAAGGAGGAGUUGGAAAAUCAGCUCUGAUCGUUCGUUUUAUUACUGGAAGAUUUCUUCAUUCUUACAACCCAACAUUAGAGGACAAGUACACAAAAACAAUGCGAGUUGAGGGAGAAUCCUAUCGUCUCAGUAUAUUGGACACUGCAGGAGAAGAUGAUAGACAUAUCAUGUAUUACUUCAGUUUCUCUCACGUCCUCCUACUUCUCUUUGAUCUCAAUGACCGAUCCUCCUUUCGCAAGGCCAGACUGAUACGUCAGAAGGCAGACGCUCACUGGCACGGCUCUCGUCCGAUCUCCACGGUCCUCGUUGGCUGUAAAGGAGACAUGGAGAGGAAGGUAUCUACUUCAGAGGCUCUCGCUGUUGCUAAAGAGCUUGAUUGCUGCUAUGUCGAGACCUCAGCUGCCGAGGGUCAUAACUGUGCCCUCCCUUUUAAAACCGCCAUCAAAAUGUACUCUCAUCUCUACACUGAUCGAUUUGAUAUCAUGGACUCCGGUGAACACACCAAUAAAUCGUCCAGAGGGAUAAUCCGCAGACUCCUAAGUCCGAUGUCAUCCGGGAAAAGGGAGUCACGGGACUUGUCUCCUUUACGUCUACCGGCUGCUAGACAUUCGGAACUUUCUGUAGUCUCACCACUUCGAUCGUCAGUCUCUUUUAACAGCCAGACCCCAGAGGGACCGGAACCAAUCACUAUCACUAUCAGUAUGGAAAGCUGAUGGUUCCAUGAUUCAUUUCACACAACUGUAUUACUCAUUCACUUGUUUCUGCUUAUUAUAAAUUUUAUUAAUUUUUAAAUGCACCAACACUGUCACAUUAACUUUACCUGCUCUUCUGAUUCUAUUAAUUUUGUAAAACGGUCAUUGUGCUGUUAUAAAAUGGUAUUGUUUGAUUUUAGAAGUUAUCUUUGGCAAGCCU